UUCAUUUUUUCCCCCGGUCGUUCCCGAAUGGUCGAAUAGCCUGUCAAUCACAGUUAGAAGACUUUCUAUUGGACGACCGGGGAGGCGGGCGCGCGAAGUUGGCAAGGAAGUUAGGCAGCCAAUCAGAGGAGGCGCUCGGCAGAUAGAUUUCCCUUAAAGGGGCCGAGACAGAUUUAGGUGUGUCUCUUCCUGAUCCAGGCAGGGAAAUUAUCUCAUCGUUUCCGGAAAGCAAACCGUGGUUAAAAAGCCCCUUUCUUCCCGAGCAUUCCAGUUUGAAAGCCCGGAGGAGAUCUGAACUCUUUGGGAGGGAUCUGCAACUGUGAGAAAAACCGCACUCCAAGCUUGCAACAAAGUGCCCAAAGAAAGGAUGUCUGUCGCAAACUUAUGGAACUGCGUCCCGGAAGAAAUCCUGGCUCACAUCUUUUAUUACCUAUCUCUCAAAGACAGGCAUGCGGCUUUCCGGGUGUGCCGGCACUGGGCCGAAGCCGUUUCCACCAGCUCCGUUUGGGGCUUUACGGAAGUCAGUUGUGAUGGAGAGGAGGAGGAGGAAGGCACCUUGACGAGUCUGCACCAGUUCCUUCCCCACAUCAAGCACUUAAAAAUCGUGUUCGAUCAGUCCAAAAAGAGCACCCAGCAGAACGUCACCCGCAUUUUGGACCUGUUGCCCCAGAAGAACCACAAGUUGCGGGCCUUGUGCAUCGAGUGCCGAGGAGAGAACCCGUUAUUCUAUUCUGGCCAAGACAUAUUGCAGAGCAUCCGGAACGUCUGCCGGAGCGACACCAAGAUCGACCUCCGCUGCCUCGACUUCCGCAAAAUGCCCUUCACCUUGGACGACGCCACGGUGCGCCUCGUGGCUUUGGGCAGCCCCAACUUGCACACUUUAUUCCUCAACAACCGGACUUUGGUGUGCAACGUCAAGCCGGAGACGACGCUCGAGGUGUUGCGGCUUUGCCCCAAACUUUCCAUCUUGGGCGUCUAUUAUGUCAGCCUCUCGGAGGACGUUUUCCAAGAACUGGCCGCACCAAACAGAGCUCCCCUUCGGCGCUUGGAUAUUUUCUGCGAGCGUUUGGACAAAUACAGCGCGGUCAUCCCGGAUGAAUUAUGGGCAGCGGUGAGCGAGAGGCACCCGGCGCUGCGGGUGGAGCUGGAGUUCGACCACACGGUCCCGGCGUGGAAGAUCCCGCGGAUACUGAAGCCCAACAUCCCCGUGUCCACGUUGCAACUCAACACCUACAACUACAUGGUGAACCAGGUCCGCUUCGUCACCGGCAGCUACAGCCGGUCUCUGGAGAGCUUUGUCCUCCGCACCACGCCUUCCGAGGACCUCGACGCCGCGCUGAUCGAGUUGGCCAAAAAGUGUCUUCGCUUGAAGGAGAUCCACUGCUACUGCGUGGUUGGCCAAGACGUGGUGGACGCCUUCCUUGCGCAUUGUGCGCAGCUGAAGAGUUACACAUUGAAGAUCACCAAAGAGCGCGGACCUUGGAGAGCAACGGCGGUCCGAUAACGCCGAUGCGCAUGGACAAGUUGCCCAAUGUUUUGGAAUCACGGGAGUUUUAAUAUAGACUCUUUAGCAUAAACCAGGUGUUGGCCAACUUGGGUUGUCUCUCCGGGUGUUUUGGACUUCAACUCCCACCAUUCCUGGCCUCAGGCCCCUUCCUUUUCUUCCUCAGCCGCUUAAGCGGCUGAGGAAGAAAAGGAAGGGGCCUGAGGCCAGGAAUGGUGGGAGUUGAAGUCCAAAACACCUGGAAACACGGCCCAAGUUGGCCCAGGUGUCAAAGGUAUGACUUCAUGGCUUCUUGGUUGGGCUCGAGGGAGAAAAGGAAGGGGCCUGAGGCCAGGAAUGGUGGGAGUUGAAGUCCAAAACACCCGGAAACACGGCCCAAGUUGGCCCAGGUGUCAAAGAUAUGACUUCAUGGCUUCUUGGUUGGGCUUGAGGGAGAAAAGGAAGGGGCCUGAGGCCAGGAAUGGUGGGAGUUGAAGUCCAAAACACCCGGAAACACGGCCCAAGUUGGCCCAGGUGUCAAAGGUAUGACUUCAUGGCUUCUUGGUUGGGCUCACGGGAAAAAGGAAAGAGCCUGAGGCCAGGAAUUGUGGGAGUUGAAGUCCAAAACACCUGCAGAGCCCAUGUUUGCCCAUGCCUGUAGUUCAAUAGAAGUGGAUGGCCAUAGAUUACAAAGCACUGGUCACUUCUACCCACUUUUUUUUGCACUCAAUACAAUUUAUUGCUAUUUGUUUGGAUCGGUUGUAACCCAGAAUAAACAUAUUGCAGAUUUU
Molecule: messenger RNA, 2274 nt
Organism: Anolis carolinensis (green anole)
Lineage: Eukaryota; Metazoa; Chordata; Lepidosauria; Squamata; Anolidae
Product: F-box/LRR-repeat protein 8
Exons: 4
Coding region: 368-1504 (378 amino acids)
Molecular function (GO): protein binding
Source: RefSeq, a predicted model, not a curated record